GGGCGGAGCCCGGGCCUGUCCGCCCGCGCAGGUGAGCGAGCCGGGGCGGAGCGCAGCGCAGCCGCCGCCAGGCGCCCGGGGCCCCUGCUCGGAGCCACGGGCCACUGUCGCUUUCCCCACCAAGGCCGAGGCGUCCCGGAGCCAUGGCCGGCCUGAACUGCGGGGUCGCAGUCGCACUGCUAGGGGUCCUGCUGCUGGGUGUGGAGCGCCUGCCGCGCGGCGCAGAAGCUUUCGAGAUUGCUCUGCCACGAGGAAGCGGCAUUACCGUUCUCAUAAAGCUGGGGGCCUUGACCGUGCCCGUGAAACCCUGCUACGUCGUCGUUUCCAAAAGACACGUAACCAUGGUGUCCAUCAAAUCCGGAGAAACAACAGUCUUCACCUUCAGCUGCCAGAAUCCAGAGAAUCACUUUGUCAUGGAGAUCGAGAAGAAGAUUGACUGCACGUCAGGCCCGUGUCCUUUUGGGGAGGUUCAGCUUCAGCCCCCGACAUCGGUGCUGCCCGCCCUCAACAGAACCUUCAUCUGGGAAGUCACGGCUCACAAGAGCAUCGGUCUCGAGCUGCAGUUCUCCACCCCGCGCCUGAGGCAGAUCGCGCCGGGCGACCGCUGCCCGGAUGGAGUCACCCAUGCCAUCAGUGGCCGCCUCGAUGCCACCAUGGUCAGGAUCGGAACCUUCUGCAGCAACGGCACGGUGUCCCGCAUCAAGAUGCAAGAGGGGAUGAAAAUGGCCUUACACCUGCCAUGGUUCCACCCCAGAAACGUGUCCGGCUUCAGCAUCGCGAACCGCUCGUCUAUCAAACGACUGUGCAUCAUCGAGUCUGUGUUUGAGGGCGAGGGCUCGGCCACGCUGAUGUCCGCCAACUACCCGGAGGGCUUCCCCGAGGACGAGCUCAUGACGUGGCAGUUCGUGGUGCCCCCGCACCUGCGGGCCAGCGUCUCCUUCCUCAACUUCAGCCACUCCAACUGCGAGAGGAAAGAGGAGCGGGUGGAGUACUACAUCCCCGGCUCCGCCACCAACCCGGAGGUGUUCAAGCUGGAGGACAAGCAGCCUGGGAACAUGGCUGGGAACUUCAACCUCUCCCUGCAGGGCUGCGACCAAGAUGCCCAAAGCCCAGGGAUCCUCCGGCUGCAGUUCCAAGUUUUGGUCCAACACCCACAAAAUGAAAGCAAUAAAGUCUACGAGGUCGACUUGAGUAACGAGCGAGCCCUGUCGCUCACCAUCGAGCCGCGGCCCGCCAGACACGGCCGCAAGUUUGUCCCCGGCUGCUUCGUGUGUCUGGAGUCUCGAACCUGCAGUGCCAACCUGACCCUGACGCCCGGCUCCAAACACAAGAUUUCCUUCCUUUGCGAUGAUCUGACACGCCUGUGGAUGAAUGCGGAAAACACCAUAAGCUGCAGGGACCACUGGUCCUGCCACUGGAAAUCCUACCCACUCCAGGUGCCGGGCGACAUCCUCCAGCUGCCCGUGCAGCUGCACGACUUCUCCUGGAAGCUGCUGGUGCCCAAGGACAGGGUCAGUAUGGCGCUGGUGCCGGCCCAGAAGCUGCAGCAGCACACUCACGAGCGGCCAUGCGGCACCAGCUUCAGCUACCUCGUGGCCAGCGCCGUCCCCGGCCAGGACCUGUACUUCGGCUCCUUCUGCCCCGGGGGCUCCAUUGAGCAGAUCCAGGUGAAGCAGAACAUCUCGGUGACCCUUCGCACCUUCGCCCCCAACUUCCGCCAAGAGGCCUCCAGGCAGGGCCUGACCGUGUCCUUUAUACCGCAUUUCAAAGAAGAAGGCAUCUUCACGGUGACCCCAGACACAAAGAGCAAGGUCUACCUGAGGACCCCCAACUGGGACCGGGGCCUGCCGGCCCUCACCUCGGUGUCCUGGAACAUCAGCGUGCCCACGGGCCAGGUGGCCUGCCUGACCUUCUCCAAGGAGCGCACGGGCGUGGUGUGCCAGACGGGGCGAGCGUUCAUGGUCCUCCAGGAGCAGCGCACCCGGGUGGAGGAGAUCUUCAGCCUGGAGGAGGAGGCGCUCCCCAAGCCAAGCUUCCACCACCACAGCUUCUGGGUCAACAUCUCUAACUGUAGCCCCGCAAGCGGCAAGCAGCUAGACCUGCUCUUCUGGGUGACGCUUACCCCAAGGACUGUGGACCUGACCGUCAUUGUCAUCGCGGUGGUGGGAGGUGGAGCCUUCCUGCUGUUUGCCCUCGGACUCAUCAUUUGCUUCAUGAGAAAGAAGAAAAAGAAGACAAAUAAGGGCCUUGCCGUGGGCGUCUACAAUGGCAAUGUCAAUACCAAGAUGCCGGGGCAACUAAAAAAGUUUCAGAAAGGACGGAAGGACAAUGACUCCCAUGUGUAUGCAGUCAUCGAAGACACCAUGGUGUACGGGCAUCUGCUACAGGAUUCCGGUGGGUCCUUCCUCCAGCCAGAGGUGGACACCUACCGGCCCUUCCAGGGCACCAUGGGGGACUGCCCCCCCUCCCCACCCCCCACAUGCUCCAGGCCCCCAACUCUGAAGUUGACCGCGGAUGAGCCACCCCUUUGCCUUGCUCCCGAGUCUGACAGCGAACCGUACACCUUCUCCCACCCCAGCAAUGGGGACGUAAGCAGCAGGAACACAGAUGUUCCUUUGCUGGACACUCAGCAGCCCGUGGAGCCAGCAGAAUAAUUUGCACACGUUGCAAAGACUUCCCUGCGUAAAGCAAGGCACCGAGACACACUUUUGUGUUCCCAGCCUAACGAGGAAUUAUGUGGAAGGAACAGCAGAUGGUUUUCUGGGGCACCACCACCGUCACAUUUCUUGGUGGACUCAGUCCAGUGAUGAGACAUUGAAAAUGACAAGUUCCGAUCUGGACACAGUCAUCACAGUUCACGUCCUUCCACCCUCAGGUUGUGUCGUUAGCCAGCCCAUAAUGAGAGGAGACCUGAGUCACGCAGCACAGGGUCGCGGCAAUCCCUGGAUUCGGAGUGACAGACAGAAGCUCGCCCUCUUCAGGGCAACAGUUCCGAUUCCUGGGGGCCUGCCUGAGGUCCCCGCUCUCAUUGGGGGCCCCUGGAUGAAAAUGACACUGUGCCUUUUUAUUAUUAUUAUUUGUUUGGUGGUCCUAUGUAUUUAAGAGGUCAAAUGUGUAACCAUGUAGCUCUUUUCACCUGACAGGAUGCUAACUGGUUUGGAUGCCUGGAUUUAACUUCCACGCACCACUACACAAACGCGUCCCUGUCCCC
Messenger RNA from Microcebus murinus (gray mouse lemur), 3211 nucleotides. It is a transcript of the gene CDCP1, whose product is annotated as CUB domain containing protein 1. NCBI's taxonomy places the organism in Eukaryota, Metazoa, Chordata, Mammalia, Primates, Cheirogaleidae. The record is from RefSeq and is a predicted model, not a curated record.